AUGAAGGAAGACAAAGAAGUCGAGAAGGGGGGUGACAAGACGAACAAGAAUGAAAAGCAGAGGGAAAAAUUUAGCGAUAUCAAUUUGAAGGUGGAGGCAUAUGGAGAGGGGGACUACAGACUGCUCAGAUAUCUACCAGAUGGGUCCUGCGUUUUCGAACAAAUACCAGAUGAAGAAAAUAAAAAUAUGAAAAAUCUACAACAGUAUGCACAGCUAUUCUGUUCUGCAAUGGAAAAAACGAUUCAAAUAAAAAGCAAUGAUGAGAAUUUAAAAAAUGAUAAAGAAUGGACACAAGGGGAGGAAUACAGAGUGAAGGUCGAGGAGGAUUUAAAAGAGUUGAUGGUUUUAUUUGACCUUAUGUUAGGCACUCUUAAUUAUGAUAAGGGCACUAGGUAUUUAACCCUAAAUAAGUGUAACUAUGUGAGGGAUUUAAAAGCUGACAAGCAGGACAUCUGCAUCGCCGUUACGACCAGGAAGGAACUCCUACAGAUGUUGCGAAAAUUAUGUGAAGAGACAAAAAAGCAGAUUAACUCCAUAAACGGCAUAGUUGCGCAGAAAUAUUUUUUACAUUUCAUCAACCAACUUAUUCAAUACUGGAAAGUGUUAAAUAAAAAAUAUUUCGAAAUUGAUUAUUUACAACUUGAUAAUAAUUUCCCCUACGUUACGGAGGUGUCCGUUGAGUAUUUUUUUUUGCCUUCCUAUUUUUGGAACUUUUCCUCCAACCCGAUUUUUCUCUCCUGGCCUCCCUACCCCUCCUUCUCCCCCUUCAAAUCGCAGUAUGCGCAUGUUACUUUUUCGCUAGCUGGGUUGGAGAAGGACCUAAAGGGGGGCAUGAAUAACCAGGCUAGCGGUUCCCCUAUUGACGACUCGCUAUUUAGGCAUAAACCGACCCAAAGGCAGGGCAUAGGCGAAAUGGUUCCUCCUCUUAGUGAAGAACACAAAAGUGAUGACCCAUCAGAGGGUGCACAAAAUGCACACAGCAGUAGCUGCAAAUCGGAUGGAGGCAAACCGAAUGAAGAGCACACAUUCCUUAAGGGUGAGCGUGGAACAUCUAAACAGAGCUACUCUUUUUACUACCCAAAUGGGAAGGAAGAAGAAAUAAAAAUAUUCCACCUGCUAGACAGCCUGAGCGUCAUUUCCGUCGAGUUCGAAGGAAUAGCUGCGCACUUGAUCGAAAACAACUACGCCAUCCAGUUUGAUUUGUGCCCUUUAAACGUACAACUAAAGAACGAAUUAAAAAGGCAAACGAAGGGAAAUCCCGCAUGGGGGGGAAACACUUUUCCUGAAAGAAUAAUUCCAGAAAAUAUUUUUUUCGAGCAAGCCAAAAAAGUGCACGCCAAAUUGACAACUGCACAGUGGGUACUGAUAGAUAAAUCGAUUUUCUGCAUCCUGGCUGAACAAGCAAAUAAUUUGAAAGACAGAAAUAAUAAUUUGGCAAUACAGCUUCCCAGCGUGAUGGGGAAGAGAAAGAAAAUUAAAAUUCACUGCACGGAUAUAAACCACAAGUGUCUGGAGUUCCUCAUAAGCGACGUUCUGAUUCCCUCCCCCGGGAGGAAAUCCAUUCCGGUGGAUUUCUGCUUCGCUGUGAUGUACGAGCCGACUGAGGGGGUUCGCGGCAAGUUGGCGGAGGGGAGCGCGAGGGGAAAAGCCAACGGGGACGCUGCUGAAGGUGACGCUGCGGAAGGCGACCCACAUGGGGAUGAUUUGGCUGACCCCGCCCAAGUGAGUCGCGGCGGACGCAACGGCGAAGUCGCGCGGGACAACGAACUCGCGCUGGACAACGAACUCGCGCUGGACAACGAACUCGCGCUGGACAACGAACUCGCGCUGGACUACGAACUCGUGCAGCUGUUCCUCCACCUGUCUCUCGCGAAGAUACGGGAUUUGUUUAUUUGCUCCUGGAAAUAUUUCUCCUUCGAAAUGCCCUACUAUUCUGCUGACAUCCAUCCGCUGAUUUAUCAGAAUGUUUUCCCCGACCCGCGCUCCGGCAGCUUAAUCACCACUUUUUUCUCCUGGUUCAUUGCAUCCAUGGAGAAGUACUUGCGCGCGAGCGGGGUGAAGCAGCUGUGA
This is a messenger RNA of Plasmodium vivax (malaria parasite P. vivax), 2070 nucleotides long. RefSeq lists its product as hypothetical. Lineage: Eukaryota; Apicomplexa; Aconoidasida; Haemosporida; Plasmodiidae. The transcript has a single exon. Bases 1 to 2070 code for a protein of 689 amino acids. The record is from RefSeq and is a predicted model, not a curated record.